Molecule: messenger RNA, 471 nt
Organism: Medicago truncatula (barrel medic)
Lineage: Eukaryota; Viridiplantae; Streptophyta; Magnoliopsida; Fabales; Fabaceae
Exons: 1
Coding region: 1-471 (156 amino acids)
Source: RefSeq, a predicted model, not a curated record
AUGGAAAGACCCCCUACCAUCCGUUCUUACAUAAAAGGGUCCACUAUCGUUGCAACAUUGGAUGAGGCACUUGUUGUGCACAACCAGAUUCUAACAGUCAUUAAGAACAACCUACAACAGGCGCAAAUACGAAUGAAAAGCCAGGAAAACUCUCACCAUCGUGAUCGUGACUUCAAGAUCGAAGAUUGGGUGUGGCUGCGACUGCAACCUUACAUGCAAAAUAUUAUGUGUGACCGCUGUUUCUCCAAGUUGAGCAAGAGGUUCUUUGGUCCUUACCCGAUCAGUAAGCACAUUAGCCAAUUAGCUUACAAAUUGUAUUCAUCCAGUCUUCCAUGUCUCAAACCUAAGUUGUACCAUGGUAAUCUGCCUACUACUAUUCCGGUUAUGGACUUCUUUUUCGUAGGCACCAUGGUCCCACUCCAAAUCCUUGAUUCGAGACUAAUCCACACUAAGAAGGGUACCGUGACAUAA